ACACAGAUUAUCAAAAUGAAUUCCAAUAAGGCAUCCGCUAAUUCAGUGGUUCAAUGGUAUUAAUUUAUCUAAAAAAAUUGAAAAGUGUGGUAAUAUUAGAAAUUAAUUUAUAAUGUCAUUUUGGACAUUUUGCUUUAAAAGUGUGACGUUAAAUUCAAAAACUCUAAUUUGAUUUAGAAGUUUCAACAUGUCAUUUUGUAAGUUAUGAUAUUACUUUUCUCAAACUUUAUUUUAGUUAUACAUAUAAGUCAAACUAACAUGUUUUUAUUCUGUCCUUAGUAAUUUAGAGUCCUCAUUAUUUUCUAUUUAUAUUCCACUUUCAAAGUAAUCUUGUAUUUAUAUAAAAACAAAAAAUUGACUACUUGGUCAUGGCGGCUGCAUCAUUGACUUGUUCUGCCCCAUUCUAUUUGAAUGUUCCUUCCUGCCCAUUUCUCUUUACUUAAAUUCAACAUUUUUUGUUAGAGGCAAAAUACUGCUAUUCUGGUGUUGUUGUUUCCCUCUCAAUAUGGAAGUAAAAAACACAAACCAAUUAGAGGAAUCCACUGAUUUCAAAGCUGAAGUUAAAGCUUUUGAUGAUUCAAAAGCAGGUGUCAAAGGUUUGGUGGAGUCCGGGAUUUCAAAGAUCCCACGCAUUUUUUAUACUGGGAAAUUGGACAUCGGUGAAAACUCAGCUAGUGACUCCAACUUGAGUGUUCCCAUCGUAGACCUCAAAGACAUCCACAUCAAUCCAUCUCUGCGUGUAGAGGUAAUUGGCCAAAUUAGAAGUGCUUGUCAUGAUUGGGGAUUUUUUCAAGUGAUUAAUCAUGGAAUUCCCAUCACUAUCUUGGACGAAAUGAUUGAUGGAAUCCGUAGAUUUCAUGAACAAGAUGCUGAUAUAAGAAAAGAGUUUUACACUCGUGAUACAAAGAAAAAAGUUUCGUAUUUCUCCAAUAGAACCUUGUUUAGUGGUCAAGCUGCUAAUUGGAGAGAUACAUUUGGUUUUGCUGUUGCUCCUGAUCCUUUCAAACCAGAAGAUGUACCACCAAUAUGCAGAGAUAUUGUGAUUGAAUAUUCUCAGAAAAUAAGAGAUUUGGGUUUCAAGAUCUUUGAGUUGUUGUCAGAGGCAUUAGGACUUGAUCCUUCUUACCUCAAAGAGUUGAAUUGUGCUGAAGGACUCUUUAUUUUAGGUCAUUACUAUCCACCAUGUCCUGAACCUGAAUUAACUCUGGGCGCUUCCAAGCAUACUGAUAGUGACUUCUUCACAUUACUUCUACAAGACCAACUUGGCGGUCUUCAGGUUCUUCACGAGGAUAAAUGGGUCAAUGUUCCUCCAGUACAUGGAGCUCUUGUUGUAAACAUUGGAGAUCUUCUACAGCUUAUCACAAAUGACAGAUUUGUUAGUGUUUUUCACCGAGUCUUAUCACAGAACAUCGGCUCAAGAGUUUCUGUUGCAAGCUUCUUUCUGAAUUCUACUGAACCAAUUCAAGGAGCGUCGAAGAUUUAUGGUCCUAUUAAGGAAUUGCUUUCAGAAGAAAAUCCACCAAUCUACAAAGACACUACUAUAAAAGAUUUCUUAGCACAUUAUUUUGCCAAAGGCCUUGAUGGGAAUUCUUCCUUAGAACCCUUUAAGUUGUGAAUUCAACAUGUUAAAAUGAUUCUUAUUCUCUUGGAGCUGGCCAUGAUCUAUCUAUAUAACUACACAUUUUCUGUUGUAAGUGUGCUUUAUAUGUAUCAAGUUUCCUAGACCGAAAUAAAUGAAUUAUCUAUGCUUGUUGACAUUUUUUAAAAUAAUCAUGUUGAACUGCAGAAUUAUAACCAAGAGCUUCUAAGUUAGAAAUAUGUGAUUAUAUUUUUACAUGUAUGAGAUAAGAUAGUGAGUGUCACUAAUUUUCACAUAGGAAAAAGUUGUAUAACAGCUCCGUGGUGAUAAAAUAUUGCAAGGCAAAUUAACUUUUUUGGUGUAAUUAGUUGUAAUUGUAAGGCAAUAUAAACUAAUGAAAUAGUGAGAUGAAUGUUAGUAGCUUUGACAAACUGAAAGUAAUAUCAUACUUGGAUUAGGAAUGGCCAGAAGAAUGCA
Vicia villosa (hairy vetch) is the source of this 2056-nucleotide messenger RNA. RefSeq names its product 1-aminocyclopropane-1-carboxylate oxidase homolog 1-like. The record is from RefSeq and is a predicted model, not a curated record. The transcript has 3 exons. Bases 506 to 1615 code for a protein of 369 amino acids. NCBI's taxonomy places the organism in Eukaryota, Viridiplantae, Streptophyta, Magnoliopsida, Fabales, Fabaceae.